This is a messenger RNA of Caenorhabditis elegans, 1115 nucleotides long. It is a transcript of the gene F17C8.9, whose product is annotated as Aspartate dehydrogenase domain-containing protein. Gene Ontology annotation, biological process: NAD+ biosynthetic process. Gene Ontology annotation, molecular function: L-aspartate dehydrogenase [NAD(P)+] activity; oxidoreductase activity; NADP binding. Lineage: Eukaryota; Metazoa; Nematoda; Chromadorea; Rhabditida; Rhabditidae. The transcript has 5 exons. The coding region runs from base 171 to 986 and encodes 271 amino acids. The record is from RefSeq and is marked reviewed.
GCAAACCCAUAGUUUAUUGUUCAGAAAUUGUUUCCCAAAUUGUCAACCAAUCACCUUUUAUCUUUUUAAUCAAUCUCAAUAAUGACCUUCACAACAGGGCUACUCUUGGUCUCACUACCUAUCUAGUUUCGUAUCGAUUUCCUUGUUCUUUUUUUCUAAUUGAAUUAAAAAUGACAAAACUUCGAGUUGGUUUUAUUGGAUAUGGACAUUUGGGAAAAUUUCUUGUCGAGAAACUUCGUCUAUUGCCGGAGGAAUUUGAAAUCGUAAAAAUCUGGAAUCGAAGUGUUGGAGAACCAGGAGUUCAAGGGUUAGAAACGCUGACAGCUGAAAACUUAAAAGACAUAGACUUGGUUGUCGAAGUGGCUCAUCCAAAAAUAAUAGCAGAUUACGGAGAGCUUAUCCUCGAACAUUGUGACCUGUUUGCCGGUUCCCCAACAUGUUUCGCAAAUCAAGAAUUGUUAGAGAAACUGACGAAAUUGUCAUUGUCUCAUGGAAAAAAGCUUUUGAUUCCAGCUGGUGCUCUGUGGGGAGCUAAUGAUAUUCAGAAAAUGGCAGAUGUUGGAAGUUUGAAGGGACUAACGGUAACAAUGAUCAAACAUCCAACAUCCUUUAAGUUGGGUUCUCCGUUGUUUGAAAUUAAUGAAAAAGCGAAACUGGAAGAAACUAAUGAGACCGUUCUUUAUGAAGGAUCUGUCCGUGGAUUAUGCCCAUUGGCACCAAAUAACGUGAACACAAUGGCUGGUGGAGCUCUUGCGGCAAGCAAUUUAGGAUUUGAUGAAGUGAAGGCUAAACUGAUAUCCGAUCCAAAAAUGACCGACUGGCAUGUGGUGGAAGUUCGUGUAGAAGGAGAUGAUGGGUUUGAAGUAAUCACUCGGAGAAAUAAUCCCGCAAAACCUGGAGCUGUCACUGGUCAACUCACUUAUUAUUCAUUCCUAUCAUCAAUCAAAGAAUCUAGAUAUAAGCCUAUUGGAGUUCAACUGUGUUGAAUAGUUUCGCAGUGAAGAAAUGUGUAAUUAUUUCAGCUUUUUGUUCGGAAUUAGAAUCAGUAUCACGUAUUGAAUUUUGUUUUUUUUACAUUUAAAGAAUUGUAAAAUAAAAGUGAACCAAUUUUAAAU